Molecule: messenger RNA, 7028 nt
Organism: Monodelphis domestica (gray short-tailed opossum)
Lineage: Eukaryota; Metazoa; Chordata; Mammalia; Didelphimorphia; Didelphidae
Source: RefSeq, a predicted model, not a curated record
CUGUGACAAGGUCAGAAUCUGGGGUUUCUACUUCCUUACUAAAUAAACUGGGGACCUCUGGAUUUCACAUUGACAGGAAAUCAAGGAGUUGAGGGAGACCCUCAUCUUAGUGAUGUGCCUGAGUAGAGACAGUGAGGAAACAAUAGAACUUGGAGAACUUCCAUACCAUUUGGGGAAUCGAGAACAGGGAACCAUGAUGGAUUAACAUUACCAUAGCUACAAGGAAAUGAGAGGUCCAGCCUACCCUGACAGGAUGCACACAGGCUUGGGAAAGAAACCUAGCCAGAAGCUGGGGUAUUGGGGAAUGGCCUACUUACAAUAGAUACUAAAAGGACGGUCCCUGUCCAGGUCUUGGUCUUCUUGAGAAGCAUCUCUGACACUUAAAGGGUACUUAGCAUUUGCUUAGCUCUGCUAGCCCCACCUAAACUGGGAUCAUCCAGCACUUUAAGGUCUAUUGAACUAGUCUGAAACUAGUGAGUCCGAGACCUCCCUUCAAGGCAAACUCAUGGGAUGGGCAAAGUUGGGGUCUCCAGAUUUCAAGUUGACGGUGCCAUCCUCCCAUCCUCACCGUCUCUCAGUCUCCAUAUUGAAUCUGUUGCCAAGACUUCAUGAUUUCACCUUUCCACCUUCUCUGGAAUGUGCCCACUUCUCUCCUCUGAUGCUUCCACCAUCCUGGAACAGGCAGGCCCUUCAUCUCUUCACAACUGGACUGAAGAGCCUGCUGGUAGGUCUUUCUGCCUCAAGUCUUUCCCCUCUCCAGCCCAUUCUCCAUUCAGCAACCAAAGUGAUUUUCCUAAAGUGCAGGUCUGGCCAUGUUCAUCCCGAUUCAGGAAACUCCAGGGACUCCCUAUUCAUGUCCAGGAAUAAAUGUAAAAUGUUCUUUGUAGCCUAGCCCCAUCCCCCUUUCCAGUCUUCCUACACCCCAAACUUUUCUCCCCAUUCCUCAAUCUAGUGACUCUGGACGCCUCGAUGGUCCUUGUACAAGAUACUCUCUUCUGACUCACAGCAUUUUCUCUGAUUGCUCCCCAGGCUUACAAAGCUAUUUUUCCUCAUUUCCACCUCCUGGCUUCCUUGAAGGACCAGCUGACAUCCCUCCUUCCAUGGAAAGCAUUUCCCUCUCCCUCUUAAUUCUAAUGACUUUGCUCUACUGACGGUUUCCUAUUUAUUCUGGAUACAGCUCGUUUGUACAGUUGUUUAUGUGCUGUGGCUCCCAUUAGACUGUGAGCUCGUCACCACCCUGCCAGGGCUCUCAAGUCCCCAUCUCCAUGUGGAGUUGUGACAGUACAUCAAGCAGACAAGAUGGCCAAAAAAGGGGACUGUAGAUGAGGAGGAUGAGCUGGGAGAGAGAACUGUGUGCCGUGGAAGGAGUGAAAGGCAGGAGGUAGAGAGAAGGAUGAACGGGAAAAUACGAUUGGAUAAGAGAAUUUCUGUUUAUGAACUUGGAAGUGGAAUCCCGUGGAGGAUGGCAAGGUCCAGUUAUGAAAAACCUCCUCCUGGACUUAUUAAGGAAGAUGAGACUAAGCCAGAAGACUGUAUCCCAGAUGUACCAGGCAAUGAACACGCCAGAGAAUUUCUGGCUCAUGCUCCAACUAAAGGACUCUGGAUGCCCCUGGGGAAAGAAGUCAAGGUUAUGCAAUGCUGGCGCUGUAAACGGUAUGGACACAGAACAGGUGACAAAGAAUGCCCAUUCUUUAUCAAAGGCAAUCAGAAAUUAGAACAAUUCAGAGUAGCACACGAAGAUCCCAUGUAUGACAUCAUAAGAGAGAAUAAGCGGCAUGAAAAGGAUGUGAGGAUACAGCAGUUAAAGAAGCUACUAGAAGAUUCUACCUCAGAUGAAGAUGGCACUAGUUCCAGCUCCUCAGAAUGUAAAGAGAAGCAUAAGAGAAAGAAGAAGAAAGAGAAACAUAAGAAAAGGAAAAAGGAGAAGAAAAAGAGAAAGAAAAAGAAAAAAAAGCACAAAUCUAAAUCAAAUGAGAGUUCAGACUCUGACUAAAAAGUCAUUUCCUUUGAAUCCAUCUUGUCACUCCAGAAUCAUAGCUGAAUGUCAGAGGUAAAGAAGUAGCCACAAAAGGGCCUCAGUUGACAGAGAAAAAGGAACCAAAAAACUUGCAUAGUUAGCAUCACCCCAUGGCAUUUUGCCCUCACUGCCAACAGUGAUGAAUUCACUGUGAUAUUGAGUUUCUUAUAUGCCACACUGCUGGAUUCUCCUCCUCCUCCUCCCCCCUGUGUACUGUAGUUUGUGAUUAGUUUUGAAAAAAAAAAUCAAGCAUAAGAUACGAAAAUAUUCUAGGUGUUUCCAAGAGAGAUUCCCCUAGAAGAUCAGAGGGUUAAUGGAGUAGUAGGAUGACUUGAGAAGUUGAUCUUCAGCAGUUACAAGUGCAUUCUAUUGAGUGAUGAAUAAUAAAACUCCAUUAUUUCUCACUUAAAAGUGAAUAUCCUUGCUGUAUACUUGCAAGGUCUAAUGGUGGAAGAAUGGAAAAGGAGGUAGCUAUAUGAAAUACCUUAUCUUCAUUGUAAUCAUUUUGUUGUAGAAUCUGGCACUCCACAAAGUAACUGAUCUACUAAGAUUUUUAGGGAAAAAUUUUUUUUUUGUCAGCAGAAAAUCCUUCCUUUCCUUCCCAAUACAAUCUACUCCCCAAUUCAGAACAACAAAAGAAAACCCAAUAAAGAUGUGAACUCAAACAAAAAAGAUUACCUCCUUGAUAAUGUCUAAAAGGAAAAACACAAGCACACACCCCAUUCUUCAUUAAGUUGAAGAGAGUUUCUAAGUUUGUCUUUUUUUUUAACCCUUCCCUUCUGUCUUAGAAUCAAUUCUUAAGUGUCAGUUCUGUGGCAGAAGAGUGGUAAGGAGCAGGCAAUGGGGGUUAAGUGACUUGCCCAGGGUAUCACAUCGAGGAAGUGUCUUGAAACCAGACUUGAAUCCAGGACCUCCUGUCUCUGGGCCUGACUCAAUUCACUGAGCCACCUUGCUGCCCCACACCUCCCAAGUCUUUCACAAUUGUUUUUCUUUACCACAUUUUUAUCAUUGUGUAAACUGUUCCUGUUCUAUUCACUUCACAUCUUCCCUUGUUUCUCUGAAACCAUUCCUUCACCAUUUCUUACACACAAUAGUAUUCCAUCUCAUUCUCCUAUACCAUAACUUAUUCAGUUGUUCCCCAAUUGAUAGGCACCUCCUCAUAGUCCCAUUCUUUAUCACCUCAAAAAAUCCUUAUAAAAAUAUUUGCAUUUCCUUAGAGUUGGAUUGGCACAGAACGAAAUUCCCUUAAUAUACUUUCCUCCUAGUUCUUCUUGCCCAUUUCCCCAUUAAAGAAACUUUCUGUUCCCAACUCUGCAGCAUGUUUUUUUCUCUGCCUUUCAACCAGCUCUGAGAAUGAGGUUCACAUCAGCUCUCUUCCCACCCCUUCCCUUCUCCUUGUGCAGCCAGAUUAUGUGAGAUAAUUCCCCCCAACCUUUGUUUCCCUUUCCUCCAGGUAUGUUCCUCUUCUUCCUCUUUCCACUCUUCUUUUAAGAGCACAUUCAACAGAAUCCCUCCCUCUCUUACUUCUACCUGAGAGGAAACACAAAGAUCCACUCCUUAUAUUAUGAUAUGCAUAGAUUAUCCUUUAGCUAAAUCCUUCUAACUGUUGUUCAUAUUUACAUACUUCUGUUUCUCUUAAUUCUGUGUUUGUUUCAACAUUUCUUUGCAGCAUUUCUUUGCAGCAUUUCUGCAUUUCUUUGCAGCUCAGGUCUUCAUGCAUGCUUAGAAAUCCUCUAUUUCCCUGCCAAUCCAUUUUCCCCCUUUCAGGGUAAGUUAAUGUCCUUUGCCUUCUGAGAUACUUACUCUCUUCCGUGCUCGCCCCUUUCUAGUGAUGGCAGCUAAAUCAUGGGUGUUCCUGUGUGUCCUUAGUAACUGAAUGCAGUUUUGUUUCUUUGACUGGGAAGCUCUGGAUCUUGACUGUCAUUUUCCUGAGGUUUUCAUUUUGGAGUUUUUUCAUAGGAAGUGACUGGUGAAUUCUUUCUCUUUCUCCAUUGCCCUCUCGUUCUCAGUGAUCCUAUGCAGUUUUCUUUUGCUCCUCAACCUUUCCAAAUUGCAGCCAAUCUUCUUUAUUCUCUGUGUCUAAUCACUGCAGUUAUUAUUUCGUUCAAUUACAUUGUUUUGGUUCUGGCAUGAGAAUAAUUAGUGAAGCCUUCUCACUCUGUCCAGCUUGGGAUUUCCCAAGUGUGAUCAUUUUUCUCCUUUCCACCCCAAGUUCUCUGGCAACCUCAAAUUAGUCUCUCAAUUUAUUGGCAAGCCUUUCCCCUCUUCUUAUCUUCAUUCCAUUCUAUUUUCCAAGUGAGUGGCCAGGGAGACAGGUUAUUUCCUGGGGGUUUGGGCCCCAGGUCUUUGCUUCCUAUAGCUGCAGGUGCAGUGGUCCAAGUGCUGGGCUUGGAAUCAGGAGAGAUUUCAGUUCAAGUCUGCCUUCAGACACUGUUAAGCUGUAAGACCCCGGGUCACCCUCUCUGUUUCCUCUACUGUAAGAUGGGGAUAAUAGUUGCACUUACUUCCCAGGGUUGUGAGGAGCCAAUGAGAUAAAGGCACUUAGCAAUGCUUGUCCCUUUUCCUCUAUCAAUGAGGAAGCUCCCCGAGGCCCCAUUCCCUCCAGGAGGGCCUUAAACCUCUUCAAAGCUGAUCUGGUCAUAGAAAUGACUUCAUUCAAGCCAGUAACUAAGUUCAUUCCUACAUGGUGGGUCUUUUUUAAAUGUUUCAUUGAUGCAUUUUGCAGUCUUUAGAAUGACAGUCUGCAGUACGGUCUGUUCUUUUUCUUUCAAAACCCUAACCUUAUUUUUAGGCAGAAGAGUGGUAAGGGCUGGACAGUUGGGGAGAAGUGAGUUGGCUGGGAUCACAGAGCCAGGAAGUAUCUGAGGCCAAAUUUCAACUCAGAUCCUCCCAGCUCCAGGCCUGAUGUUUUAUUCUCUCUGCUGCCUUGCUGCCCCAGGCCAGCUAAUUUGGAUUUUUUUCUCUAAACACAUUAAUCAUAACUUAUCUCCACUGAAUUGUAACUGCCACUUGUCUGUUCAUCUCCUUGGGACUGCUGGUUUUGAGGUGUCCUUUAUGUAUAACAUUAAUGAUGUAGCCAGAGUUGCACAUUUUUAAUAUCUUUUCCCAAGAAUCUUUUCAGGAGGUUUCUGAAAGUCUAAAUAAGCAUACUUUUUUCCUACAGAAGCCCAACUGCCUUGCCUCUUAAUACUUUGCUUAAGUAUUCAGUCAUCAGCUUGCCUGGUAUGUACACAUGAUUCAUUUUUCCCUAUCUACUCUUGAACAAUUAGACAGAAAUCAGUUUAUAAUAUUAAUGUGUUCUAGCCAUUUGUACUAGAGAUCUAAGUUAUUUUUGGCCAAAAGUCUCACAUUUUCACACUUGGAAUUCCUUUAAAAACUCUGGGUAGAUAUCCCAUCGUCUUGGCACUUUAACUAAAAUUAAACAAUUCAGUUAAGAAUCAGUAAACAUUUCUGAGGUUUUGCAAGGUCAGGCUAUAAAGGACUUCGAAUACUGAACAGAGAAUUUUGUAAAGGCAUCAGGGACCCACUGGAGUUUAUCAGGGUAGAAUGGCAUGAUCGGCCGCUCUAGACUCCAGCUACCUUCUUACCACCUGGUAAGCCAUUACUCACUCCACUCACCCCCCCCCCCCUUUCCUAUUCUUGAGAUUGAUGGUCAAAUACAUGUGCCGUUGUUUCCAAAAAGGCCGUGUCAGUCAACUACCCUACUGUAGACUCAACAUCACGGGGACUUCUCAAACAAAAAUGCCUUUGCUUGCUUGACACUCUUUAUAUUGGUCGUGUGCUCCCAUCACAAGACAAGCUCAAGGCCAGAAUGGUCCCAUUUUUUGUAUCUGUAUCCCUGGCAUGAAGCAAGCACUUAGCAAAUUAUUCAUUCAUAUAGUGAGAGCCUGAGCUGGGGUGGUUUAUUCUACAUGCAAGUAGAGAGAAGGAAUCAAUACAAGGAAUAUUGCCAAGACAAAAUGGAUAGAUCUUGCCUACUGAUGGGUUUUGGGGUCUAAAAGAAAAGCAAGAAUAAAAAAUGCCCAGAGUUACAAUUCUGAGCCACCAGUUCUAUCACUGAAAAUAAGAUGGCAAAGAAGAAAGGCAUUUUGGUAGAAAUGAAUACAAAAAGCAUUUAUUAAUUACUUACUAUGUACUAAGUCCUUCGUCUCAAGGAGCACAUACUUUACUGUUGUCAGGGACAACAACACAUAGAGGAGGGUUCAGGUACAAGGCAGACAAAAGCAGGCUCUUCCCACCCCCAGACUACACAGGUCAUGUGACAAUGGCCAGGGAGGCCUGAAGGACCAAUGAUGGCUCCUGUAUUAUUCCUUGGAUAGGAAUAUGGCAGCAACGAAGGUGGAAAAAAUGGGCAUCCUGUGGCAUCUGAUACUACCAAGCAGGGGAAAUAAACUAAGAAAAAAUUACAUUAAACUAGAAACUUAUGGCUGAAAUUUAACUAAAAUGAAUACAAAUCAUGGAGAUGUUUGAAUUCAUGAAAUUCUCUUUAUGAAAACAUGGGACAUGCAGUCCAAGGCCCAGAGCUAUUCAGUGACUUCUCUGAGGUAGCCAACCUGAAACUAGAGUAUAGAAUUCCUGACACCUGUCUCAGUAUUCUUUCUGGUACUCCACAACAUCUACUUUUGGAUUUAUAGUUUCAAUUAGUCCAAGAGAUUUUUGUGCCAAAGCUGUGAUUCUAUUGAUCACGACAAAUUAAAAUAAGACCAGCCCUUUUUAUCAAUACCAUUUUUCCUUAGUUUCUUCCUCAUUUCUAAUGUUUAUGGCAUAGUGAACAGAAUACUAGAAUGUCCGGAAGACUUGGAUUCAAAUCCUUAUUCAUUUCAACACUUACCAGCUGUAUUUAACCACAGAUAAAUCUCACUUAAAUGUUGAGGUUUCCUUAUCUGUAAAAUAAACAACAUAAUAUUUGGUUUUGGCUAAGACGCCAAUGAGAUGAAUAUAAAGGUCUUUGCAAACCUUAAAGAGCCAUAUGAAUCAAGUAUCAUACUAAAUUCCCUUCCUUAUUCCUCUA